Messenger RNA from Penicillium subrubescens, 2514 nucleotides. RefSeq names its product Zn(II)2Cys6 transcription factor. The transcript is spliced from 7 exons. Lineage: Eukaryota; Fungi; Ascomycota; Eurotiomycetes; Eurotiales; Aspergillaceae. Gene Ontology annotation, biological process: DNA-templated transcription; regulation of DNA-templated transcription. Gene Ontology annotation, cellular component: nucleus. Bases 1 to 2514 code for a protein of 837 amino acids. Gene Ontology annotation, molecular function: zinc ion binding; DNA-binding transcription factor activity, RNA polymerase II-specific; DNA binding. The record is from RefSeq and is a predicted model, not a curated record.
AUGGAUUCAUUAAACGAGUCUGAAGAAGGUGGUAAUGCCCCUGAGCAUGACCGACCUUCCUGCCAAGGAUGUCGCCGGCGCAAGCUGAAGUGCUCACGACAGUCACCGACAUGCUCUCAAUGUGAACGGCUAGGGUCGCCGUGCAUCUAUGAUGCAAAGAAGGGCAAGCCUGGUAUCAAGACAGGUGCUAUCGAAGGCCUGAGUCGCCGUAUUGAAGUACUUGAGGACGCGCUCCUACGAGAAAAAGACAACACCGAUGGACAUCUGUCGCACAGUCCGGGAAACGAGCGUCUGGAUGGCGUGGUCAACCUCCUAUCCACAGUUUGUAUUGAGCUUUGUAAGCUCAAUAAUCGAAAUGGAAUCAGGACUCACGACUCGAGCGUCGAUUCUGUGGCUCGCCAGCGCCAUAAUGGGCCGUCGGUUGGGACACCCUCCCAGCCGUCAACUGCACCAGAUGGGUAUGAAACCUACGAUUCGCCCCAUGCUCAGCCACGAAAGCGAAGGCGAAUUGACAGCUGUGGAAAUCCGAAGAUUGAACUUGCGUUACCUUUGGAGGAUCUCCUUGAUACUACCACCAGUCUUCCUCCGCCAGAGCUUUUGGAAAAUAUUGUCACUGCAUACUUCAUCAAUAUCCAACCAUGGAUACCUAUUCUUCACGAGACACGAUUUCGAGCUCGUGUACAUGAUCCAGAGCAGCGGACCCGGUUGAUCAUUGUCAUUCAUGCUAUCAUCGUCGCGGCUAUCCGUUUUGCACGUCCCGAGGCUUAUGGUCUCUCGGCAGCGGACCUGGAGUCCCAGACUAGGACCUCAAGGAGCAUCGUCGUCUUGAAUGCGAUGGAUAGUCUUUCCGUUGAGAAUCUUCAGGCCUUGACAAUUAUAGCCUUUGAUGACAUCGGCAAUGGCAAUACAUCCAGAGCCUGGUCAAUAGUGGGGUCCUUGACUCGAACUGUGGAGUAUCUCCGUCUGAGUAUUGAGGAUGAGGAUUACGACACCAGAUUGUUGAAACCACUGUUGUCCUUAACUCCCUCUAAGGAAUGGGUUGAGGAAGAGGAAAGAAGACGAGUGUUCUGGAAUAUAUUCAACUUGGACCGAUUCUGCUCCGUAGCUACAGGUUGGAAUACAAGUCUUACCGCAGACGACGUGCACCGACGACUACCUGCCGAUGGUGGUUUGUGGCAUCGAGAAGAGCAAGUGACCACGCCCUUCUUUGGGAUAUGGGAUAGAUCUGAAGCACGAAUUGGAAACUCGAUCGCCUUUCUCCCUGCUAAAUACUCGAGCAAUCCGAAGAGCCCUAAGCCCGUGCCCGAUACAGCCUCGCCCCACAGCUCUCCACAAGCAGUGUCUCAUCCAGCAACAAACUCGACGCAGCCAGACAUGUCUACUGUGGGCGCGUUCGCUUUUCUUAUAGAAGCAACCGAGUCUCUGAGUCAUGUAACCACCUUCUUCCUCCAACAGAAAAUCAAUUUUCAGGAUCGACGGGAGGUCAGCAGCUGGUUGACUCGGUUUAAAGAACUGGAUUUACGCCUGGUGCAUUGGAAAAUGUUCCUUCCCACAAAAUGGAGGGACUCGAACAUAUCGCGACAGCCAACUUUAAUUCAUAUGGAUCCCAACUUGACCCUUACUCACAUCACCCACAACACCUCCAUGAUUCUUUUGCACCAACGCAUCGCCUAUCCGCCUGCUGAGUGGGCGAAUAUCGUUCGGCUCCCGAGUGUUUGCAGCGCGGAAACUUGUCAAAACGCUGCAAUUGAAAUCCAAAAUAUAACAGCCAAAUAUCUCAGCAACACACCGGAGUCAUCUCCGGUAAGUAAUCAAUUCAUAUUUUGCGUAUUUGUUGCGGCAAGAGUUCUCUUAGUUCAUUGGCGCUAUUAUGGCUCUGAGAUUGCCCCGGAAAUGUGGGCCUUGGUUGACAGUUUAGAUCAAAUGGCCUGUCGCUGGCUCGGUGUUGGCUCAUCAAGCACGGCCCAUGGUCGUUGUUUAGCGAGCACCUACGCAGACCACUUACGAGAUUUGCACCAACGUUGCAUUGUUGCACCCCAUUUCAGUGUUGAUGUACUGGGAUACUCCACUGUCAUUUCAAAUAACCACGCCCAAACCAUUACUCGAUCGGUCAGCUCUGGUCGCACACCUACAGGUCAGCAAAAUCACCAGUCACGCGAUGACGGUCCGUAUAACAGAGACUCCGCUAUAUUCGCGGAUUUCAAUACGACCGACCCUGCCACCGGCGCGAACAUAUCUCGCUCUGAGCCUCACUGGGGAAUGACAAAGGAGAAUUCUAGUCCACGACAUAUGAACAAUAAUUUCGUCCAAUCUGGUGUUGGAGCAAGAGUUGCAACGGGAGUCAUUCCGGAUGUCGAAUAUUCAAUCAAUUGUGCACCUCCAGCCGACGAACUCUCAAACAUCUCAUAUCUUCUGUUAGAUCAAAGAUUCAUGGAUAUGGAUCGUGUGAUCAGUCUAGAUGACGUGAUGUUUUCCACAAAUAUGGCCGCGUCGGUGAAUGGCGCGACUGGUUGA